Messenger RNA from Aspergillus ochraceoroseus IBT 24754, 1529 nucleotides. RefSeq names its product mitochondrial 37S ribosomal protein mS45. The transcript has 2 exons. Lineage: Eukaryota; Fungi; Ascomycota; Eurotiomycetes; Eurotiales; Aspergillaceae. Gene Ontology annotation, biological process: mitochondrial translation. The record is from RefSeq and is a predicted model, not a curated record. Gene Ontology annotation, molecular function: structural constituent of ribosome. The coding region runs from base 147 to 1379 and encodes 410 amino acids. Gene Ontology annotation, cellular component: mitochondrial small ribosomal subunit.
CCAACAACACCCACCUCCUUCCCAUUGCCCUCCAACCAUCAAUUGGGCUGCUUUGAUACCACUAGUACAUUCUAGUAGGGAGCAAUCCCUAGAUCUUUUCCUAGGAUUUGUGACACAGCGGCCUAUUCUCCCCUAUUAAUCCCAAAAUGCCUCCUCGAAUACAAAACCAGCUCGUCUCUAAUUCCCUCCUCCCAUACCUUUCCUCCUCCUCAUCACCCUCUUCCACAAGUGCUUCCUUGUCCUCAUCAUCAUCAUGCACAUCCCUCUCCCAGUAUUCUCGCUCUCGCUCUUCCCCCUCCCCUCUCUCAUACAAGCCCCGACGCCCAUUCUCCUCCACAAAGGCCGCGCACACAAAACUCCGACAGGACAUGUUCACAUGGCUCAACAGUGAUGGGACUGCUCUGAAACACCAUAUCCCAGGCACAACUAACUACCUUGGUGAUCUGAAGCAGCGGAAAGCAGGGGAUCCACAGGCUGAAGAGAGAAGUUCGUCGCGGCCGUUCCCACUGAACCCUAAUUUCAUUAGCGAGAGCAUCCUCAGCGAGGAGCUGCGAAAUGAGAUCUACAACCAGGUGGUGGUGAAGAAGAAGAGCGUUCGUGCUGUCAGUGUUGAGAUGGGUGUUGAUAUGAGGAGAGUCGCCGCGGUGGUGCGAUUGGUUGAAUUGGAAAAGCGAAUGAAGGAACAGGGAAAAUCACUGGCCCUGCCAUAUGCCCGCGCCGUACAUGAGAUGGUGCCAAGUACACCCCUAUACGAGGACCCACGCGACCAACGUUCCAACCCCCACGAGUCGAUCAACGACCUCCCCGCGCACCGACUCACGGAUGCUCAGAUCUUCUACCCGGUCUCUGAAUCCCGGCAAUUCAACCGUAUCGAUGCUGGCCGCGUGUUCUCUGCCGCUCCUGCGCGCGAACACAGCAAGGUGGCAAAGGAAGUUGCCAAUCCAGCUGAGACUGUGAGCCGCAUUACGCAGAACCCGUCCCUCAUUGAGACUGUUGGUAAGGGCGCAGAGGAACAGGCCGUCCUGCAGCCGGCUGAUGUGCGUAUCCCACACCCUCACCUCGUCGCUCAUGAGCGCCAGCGCCUCGCAAACCCCAAUGAGUGGCGUGAAACGCGCAAAGCCUACGAGCAGCGUCUCAAGCAAGAAGAAGCCGCGGAGCAGGAACGCAAGCGUCUUGCCAAGGAGCGCCGUGAGCGCCAGAUGUCCCGUGUCCAGCCUGAAGCCUCGCGCUUCGAGUUCCGUAUCAAGGAUGUUGUCGUUAGCAAGGAGACUACCGGUGCGGAUGGCCGUGGCUCGCAGGCUCCUGGUCGUAGAUAUGGAGUGCCCAGCUACGACCGGAAGAAGGGAGAGGUGAAGAUUCCCACUCGUGUGGAAGUUUAGUUGGGGCAUGAGCGUCUGUAGAUUAGGUGCCCGAUGGAAGGACCGAUGUACUUGUAUUCUACUAUUAUCCUAUUAUUAGCUUAGGAUCUAGCUCCCCUGUAUAGAUAUUUUCCUCGUGCUACUAUUAUUAUCGUCGGAACGAUGUUUAUU